Closterium sp. Naga37s-1 is the source of this 3024-nucleotide messenger RNA. The record is from the annotation of a GenBank genome assembly. Lineage: Eukaryota; Viridiplantae; Streptophyta; Zygnematophyceae; Desmidiales; Closteriaceae.
AUGCGCGGGUCGAACGACCGCCUGGAGGUGUUCAAGCUGUCGGAGAACCUCUGGUUCGCCGGAACCGCGCAGCUACCGCCGUUUGAAGACGCUGGAAACGGUGGGAAAAGCGAAGGAGAUAACAGCGGCGGAGAUAAAAGCGGCGGAGAUAACAGCGGCGGAGAUAACAGCGGCGGAGAUAAAAGCGGCGGAGAUAACAGCGGCGGAGAUAACAGCGGCGGAGAUAACAGCGGCGGAGAUAACAGCGGAAACAACGGCAACAGCACCGGUAAUGACAACAGCGGAAGCGAUUCGAGCGCGGGGUUCGCGGAUGAUCCGCGCGACUCGAUGGAGUCGCGCAAGGAGGAGCUGCUUGCGCGGCUCCGCGGCGGCGGAAUGGAAGCCGCAAACGCCGACUCCAGGAGCUCCGCGUCUGCGUCCGCAGCCCCAGCGAGCGCGCCGGCUCCCGCUGUGGAUCCGCUGGAGCAACAGACGGAGCAACGAGUGGCGGAGGUGGGGGAGUUCUCCGCGCGCACGACGGAGCUGAAACCAGUGGUGAAGCGGAAACCGGCGGUUGGGUUUCCCGGGAUCAACGAGUACAGCGGAGUCCGUGUGAGCCCUCCUGACGUCGCUCUGUGUGUGGGCAAUGGAUACAUCCUUCACACUGUCAAUGUUGGUAAGCCAUUCUUUCACCUGCUUCCUCUUGCAUUCACUGCCGCGCUGCUCCAUUCCUUUCAACCACUUUCACCCCCCACACCCACUUCCUCUUCCCCCACAACCACUCCCUCUUCCCCCACACCCACUCCCUCUUCCCCCACACCCACUCCCUCUUCCCCCACACCCACUCCCUCUUCCCCCACACCCACUCCCUCUUCCCCCACACCCACUCCCUCUCCUCCCCUCCUCUUAUCCCCAUUGGCAGCGAUGGUUGUCACCAAAUUCUCCACUCCUUGCUGUCAGUUCGUCAACGUACCAUCCAUACCAUUCCACGGUGGUCCGCCAACAAGGGUGCUGCCGCCAGUGGUGGAGUGGAGGGGACCUGUUCAACACAUCAGUAGUCCAAGUAGCAGACUGACGCCAUUCCACCAUCCCACCAUUCCACCAUCCCACCAUUCCACCAUCCCACCAUUCCACCAUCCCACCAUUCCACCAUUCCACCAUCCCACCAUUCCACCAUCCCACCAUUCCACCAUCCCACCAUCCCACCAUUCCACCAUCCCACCAUUCCACCAUCCCACCAUUCCACCAUCCCACCAUUCCACCAUCCCACCAUUCCACCAUCCCACCAUUCCACCAUUCCACCAUCCCACCAUUCCACCAUCCCACCAUUCCACCAUGCCACAUUACCCAUCCGCCGCUCUGUCCACACACCCCACGCCAGUUCUUCGGGGGGGUGGCAACAACACGUAUGACAAGUUUGGGCAGACGAGGAGGCGAGGCAACACAACAGUGGGCUCGGGGCUGAUAGUGGCAGCAUCAACCACCGACGACCCCACCCGGGACUGGAAUUCACAGUUUUCCACCCCUUUCUCACCCCCUUCUCACCCUUUCCUCACCUUGACUCGCUUCGUUUCACUCUCCACUGUCAUCCGCUGCUCUCCUCGUGCGCCUCUUUUGAGGCGCCUAAAAAAAAACUCCUCGUGCGCCUCCCUGCAACAGCAGCCCCAUUCCCCAAUCGGCCAGAUUCCGUGUCCUGUCCUUCUCUCCUUCCUCCCCAUCUCCCCUUCUUCUCUACGCCUCCCUAACUUCCUCUUCUCCUUCCUCCCCAUCUCCCCUUCUUCUCUACGCCUCCCUAACUUCCUCUUCUCCUUCCUCCCCAUCUCCCCUUCUUCUCUACGCCUCCCUAACUUCCUCUUCUCCUUCCUCCCCAUCUCCCCUUCUUCUCUACGCCUCCCUAACUUCCUCUUCUCCUUCCUCCCCAUCUCCCCUUCUUCUCUACGCCUCCCUAACUUCCUCUUCUCCUUCCUCCCCAUCUCCCCUUCUUCUCUACGCCUCCCUAACUUCCUCUUCUCCUUCCUCCCCAUCUCCCCUUCUUCUCUACGCCUCCCUAACUUCCUCUUCUCCUUCCUCCCCAUCUCCCCUUCUUCUCUACGCCUCCCUAACUUCCUCUUCUCCUUCCUCCCCAUCUCCCCUUCUUCUCUACGCCUCCCUAACUUCCUCUUCUCCUUCCUCCCCAUCUCCCCUUCUUCUCUACGCCUCCCUAACUUCCUCUUCUCCUUCCUCCCCAUCUCCCCUUCUUCUCUAUCUACAAACCCUUUCCUACGCGUGGCUCAACUAGCCAUCACUAACAUACUCUCGCCGCGACCUACGCCGUCGCCGCCGUUCCCCCCCCCUCCCGCCGCGAUUACGCCUUCCUCGCCUGCGGAUUCCACCGCCGCGAGCGCAACGCCGCUGUCCCCUCCUCCCCCCCGCCGCGACCCCCUGUCGCCGCCUCCCCUUCUCGCCGCCGCGCCUGAUUCGGCGCCGCCUGCGCAUCCUGCCGCCGCGACGCCUCGUCGCCGCCUGCCCGCUGCCCGUCCCUCCGCCGCGACGUCACGUCGCCGCGUUCCCGCCGCCGCGCCUGCUACGGCGCCGCCUGCGCAUCCUGCCGCCGCGACGCCUCGUCGCCGCCUGCCCGUCCCUCCGCCGCGACGUCUCGUCGCCGCGUUCCCGCCGCCGCGCCUGCUUCGGCGCCGCCUGCGCAUCCUGCCGCCGCGACGCCUCGUCACCGCCUGCCCGUCCCUCCGCCGCGACGUCUCGUCGCCGCGUUCCCGCCGCCGCGCCUGCUACGGCGCCGCCUGCGCAUCCUGCCGCCGCGACACCUCGUCGCCGCCUGCCCGUCCCUCCGCCGCGACGUCUCGUCGCCGCGUUCCCGCCGCCGCGCCUGCUUCGGCGCCGCCUGCGCAUCCCGCCGCCGCGACGCCUCGUCGCCGCCUGCCCGUCCCUCCGCCGCGACGUCACGUCGCCGCCUCCCCUUCCCGCCGCCGCGCCUGCUUCGGCGCCGUCUGCCCGUCCCGCCGCCGCGACAGCUCGUCGCCCCCUGCCCGUCCCGCCGCCGCGACCUAA